Molecule: messenger RNA, 2880 nt
Organism: Ogataea haglerorum
Lineage: Eukaryota; Fungi; Ascomycota; Pichiomycetes; Pichiales; Pichiaceae
Exons: 1
Coding region: 1-2880 (959 amino acids)
Source: RefSeq, a predicted model, not a curated record
AUGAGAAAGAAAUACGGCUCCGUGAAGGAGCGCGAGGCGUCCUUUGACGGCGUCUACAAGGCCGGCGAGAUGGUCUACUGGCACCUGUCGACGCCGUCGGGCGAGACGAUGGCCAUCAACGGGUUUUACUUCGAUCCUACAAAGACUCACAUGGACAGGGUCGGGUGCUUCACGUGCAAGGUGAAGGAGUUUGGGUGGGCUCCGGGCGCAACAGAGCCUCCCUCGGUGCGCCAUCUGCGGAAUUCGCCCGAGUGCCCGUACUCCAGGGUGCUCAGCAGCAGACAUUUGCACGAGAGCGAGGGCCUGGGCUGGGACGAGAACGACUUAUUUGCUAGCGUGCAGGAUUCGGCAGAUAUACGCCACCAGACGUUCAAGAUGGCAUGUUGGCCGCAUGAGCGGAACAAGAAGAUGCCAUCCAGUCGCGAGCUGGCCGAAAACGGGUUCUACUACGCUUCAUACGAGAAGGGCGACGACACCACCACAUGCAUGUACUGUGGCACGAGUCUGGAGGGCUGGGAGGCCGGCGACAGCGUUGCCGAGGAGCACCGCAAGCGCAGGCCCGACUGCUAUGUGUUUGCAGGGCGAAGGCGCAGCGGGGUGUACUCCAGACGGGCCAGCGACGUGAACAUGGAUGUGGUGGAGAUCUCGGACGUUUCCGUUGAGAGGGUGAUCCAGGAGCUGCCAGAGGGGGAGGAUGUGGGGAAAGACGCUGACGAGGCAGCGCAGAAGGAGCAGCAGGAAGAGGAGGCUGACCGCCAGCUGUUGGAUAAUAGCGAAGAACUUGUGGAUGCUGGAGAUCUCGAGAAGGUGGCAGAACCAAAGGAAGCCGAUGCUGCGGGUCCACAAGAGACAGAGGUUGCACAGCCCGUCAAGCGGCCUGCACCGGUGCUGGACGACAUGCGACUGGAAGAGGAGAUAGUAGAAGACGAGAGCGUCGAAGGGGAGGCCGAGCCUGUUGAGAUUCCGAUGUCCACGCUGAACGAAUUGGAGGAUCUUUUCUUUGUGGAGGACUCGCGACGGUCGUCCACCUUCUUUAACCGUUCGCGGUCUUCGUUUGGCGAGCGCGCGUCCGAAGCGGCCGAGAGACAACUAGAGCCUGUUCGGGAGCCAGAGGACGAGAAAGUGCCAGAGCCAAUUGAAGAGGAGCAUGAGCAGGCGGAAGACGUACCAAUGGAGCAUAUUCCCGAUUUCAGUGUACCAGAGCUGGAAGUGCCGGACAGUCAGAGCAUUCCCAUGGGAAUCGAAGAGUCUUUGCGAGAAAUCAAACAGCUGGAUCCUGUUGGUCCAGCAGACGGUAUGGACAUGCUUGAUGAAAGCACUCGCGAUGACAUACUAAUGAAGGAGACCGGAGAGCCGGUCGAACAGCCCGAACGGCAGCAGGAAGAGCAGCUAGCGGAAGACCUGUCCUCCAAAAAGCGAAAGAAGCAUGAAGAAAAGCACAGAAAACACCACAAGCGCAAGAAGGCGGCGAAGGAGAAGGAGAGAGAGAAGGAGAGAGAAAAGGAGAGGCAGAAGGAGGCCGAGAAAAAGAGGAAGAAGGAGAAAAGAGAGAGGAAGAAGGAGAAAGAAAAGAAAAGGAAAGAGAAGGCGCUCCGGAAUGGGCUCAAGGAGCGUGAGGCCGAGAAAUCCGUUCAGUCGCUAGUCCCGGCCGAAACAGACUCUGCUUAUGAAGCUCCGGAGCCUGCUCCACACACAGAGCCCAAGAAGUACGUGGAGGAGCUCGUGGAGACGGACUUCUCGGAGGAGGAGAUGGAGCCAAAGGCUGAGCAUAAAAUGGAAAGCAUUGAAGAGGAGGACGAAACAAAAGCUGAGGAGGAAAAAACGGAGGAUGAACCUAAUGCAAAGGUGGAAGAGUUGCAGGCUAAUGAUGACGACGAAAACGAGGUGCUGCUGGACGACGAAAAUGCCACGCCUCUUCCUGAGGUUUCAAGAGUGCCAACUGUAUCUCCAGCAGGGCUGGUUGGGAGGGACGUUCGUGUGCGUUCACGGCUUGUUGAUGGGCACAUCAUCUCGUCAGACGAUCCUCUCUCGUUCCGGAGAAGAGCGAAGCGGAGAGCACGGAAGCUCAAGGAGACCCCAAGCACAGAAAGCAAGGACUCUGAGGCUAACACUUUAGAGAAAGCUGAGCCGGAACCAGAGUCAGAGACAAACGUGGCUCGUGAGCGCACCAAGCUUGCGGAGACGGGCGAGUCGGUCGCGCUAUACGAACGCCAUAUUUUUCCCGAACGGGUGCAGAUCUACGAACAGCAAGACACAAAGCAUGAAGAAAGCACUAGACGGGAGAAGGACGAAGAGGACGAGCACGCUUCUGGAACAGCUGCAGAGCCAGAGCAACUGCAGCUACCGUCUGCAGAACCACCUGUGCCAACGGCCCAAGACAUGGACUCGUCGCCCAAUCGGGCUCUUUCUGAGAGACGGGAAACCGGGCCCAAGGACGGCUUGCAGUGCGCAACCAGCGAGCCUGCGAAGUCCGGCCACUCUCUGUCCAACCUAUCGCUCAACAUUGAACACCUAUCCGAGAACCAGAGCACUCCAGAGGUGAGCAAGGGCCCGCUCUGGGAGCCGAUCAAAAAGCGAUCGCACACGGAGGAGUUCAACGAGGCCAUCAAGUAUACACAGGAACUGCUCGACUCGGACUACCGGUCGCUGAAUGACGACCUGGAGGGCAAGCUGACGAGCUUUGUGGCGGAGAUGCCAGAAGAAGAGCUCGAGAUGACUCUGAAAGAGUGGAUCAACUACCAGGCAGACCAGGCGGCCAAGCUGGUGGCGCAAAAGACAGAGGACAUGGUGCGCGGGUUCCGGGAGGACGCUGCGCGCGCGCUGAAGGUUCUGGAGUCCCUGCCGGUGGCGGAAGAGACCGGUGAGGAUGUGGUAUUCUAG